Messenger RNA from Hordeum vulgare subsp. vulgare (domesticated barley), 601 nucleotides. Its product is annotated as probable NADPH:quinone oxidoreductase 1. Gene Ontology annotation, molecular function: oxidoreductase activity; FMN binding. Lineage: Eukaryota; Viridiplantae; Streptophyta; Magnoliopsida; Poales; Poaceae. Gene Ontology annotation, cellular component: cytosol. The coding region runs from base 230 to 601 and encodes 123 amino acids. The transcript has a single exon. The record is from RefSeq and is a predicted model, not a curated record.
CACAAGUUAACCCAUAGCCACUCACUCUCACAUUAUCACAGCAACCAAGCUCGAAACAAGAGAAAAAAAAAAAUGGACGCCAUGGCGGUCUCGGCGAAGCCCACCCUCCGCGUGGCCGCUCUCAGCGGCUCCCUCCGCAACAACUCGUGGCACCACGGCCUCAUCCGCGCCGGUACGCACACAUUUUACGCUGAUUUGAUCUGCAUGCACUGCGCUGACUGUGCCUUGUAUGCAUGGUGUAGCCGAUGAGCUGUGCGAGGAGUGCAUCCCGGGGCUGCGUAUCGACCACGUCGACAUCUCCUGCCUGCCCAUGGCCAACCCGGACCUGGAGACAGACGGCGGCGACGGCUUCCCGCCGGCCGUGGAGGCGUUCCGCGACAGGGUCAGCGCUGCCGACUGCUUCCUCUUCGCCUCGCCAGAGUACAACUACUCCGUCACCGGCUCGCUCAAGAACGCGCUGGACUGGGCGUCGAGGGGCACGCACAAGUGCUGGGCGGACAAGGCGGCGGCAAUCGUCUGCGCGGGAGGCGACUUCGGCAUGCACAUUUUAACAAGCCGGAGCUCCAUAUCAGCACUAGUGGAAAACGUGUCUUUGACUUGA